CGCGUCAUUCGUUACCGACCCGACCGGCGUGCCUGCUGUCAAAAACUGUCUUGUGGAAGCGUUGAAAGUGUAUUGUAAAAAUAAUUUCCUAGAAUGGUGGAAAAUAACGAAAUCGAGCUCUCUGAAGCCGAAGCGGAGCAAUAUGAUCGUCAAAUUCGACUUUGGGGUCUCGAAUCUCAGAAGCGUCUACGUGCUUCUAAAGUAUUGAUCAUUGGUUUGACCGGUCUCGGUGCAGAGACUGCAAAGAAUAUUAUAUUGUCUGGAGUGAAGAGUGUCUGUUUACUUGAUAACGAAAAGCUUAAAGAAAUCGAUUUAUAUUCACAAUUUCUCGCGCCGCCUGACAAGGUAGGUGAAAAUAGAGCUGAAGCAUCAUUACAAAGAGCAAGGGCGUUGAACCCCAUGGUAGAUGUAUCUGCGGAAACCAAAGCCGUAGAUGAAUUGCCAGACACGUAUUUUACGUGUUUCGAUAUAGUAUGUGCGACUGGAUUGAAACAAGAACAGUUGGAGCGAAUCAACAAUGUCUGCCGUGACAGUAACAAGAAAUUCCUGUGUGGUGACGUUUGGGGCAUGUUCGGGUAUAUGUUUGCGGAUCUGGUGGACCAUGAGUACUCAGAGGAGAUAGUGCAGCACAAAGCUGCAAAACGCGGACCCGAUGACAAUGAAAAGAGUGCUAGAGAAACUGUCACUAUUACUGUGAAGCGCAGAGCCAUUUAUGUACCCCUGCAAAAUGCCUUGUCUGCAGAUUGGUCAAAACCAGAAUUACGUUCAAGAUUGCGCCGUGGAGACCCCUCAUACUUUGUGAUGAAAAUACUUCUUCGUUUCAGAGAUGAGUAUAAUCGUAAUCCUGAUCCGGCUAAGAGGAAAGCUGACACUGAAAUUCUCCUAAAAAUGAGAGAUGAGCUGGUCAAGGAGUUAUCAUUGCCUGCAGGUUUUGUGAGUGAUGCAUUGUUGUCAGAUGUUUUUGGCACAGUUUCCGGUGCAGCAGCAGUGGUUGGAGGUGUCAUCGGACAGGAAGUAGUGAAGGCUGUAAGCCAGCGAGAACCACCACAUAAUAAUAUGUUCUUUUUUAACCCAUUGAAGUGUGUUGGCUUUGUAGAACUUUAUGGUCAGUGAUCAUUCUCUAUAGAUUUUAAGUUUAAUUUGUGUAAGAAGAGUAAAAAUAAAUUAUUUAAGUACAUUA
Messenger RNA from Plodia interpunctella (Indianmeal moth), 1180 nucleotides. RefSeq names its product Activator of SUMO 1 (gene Aos1). The record is from RefSeq and is a predicted model, not a curated record. Bases 94 to 1113 code for a protein of 339 amino acids. Gene Ontology annotation, molecular function: SUMO activating enzyme activity. The transcript has a single exon. Lineage: Eukaryota; Metazoa; Arthropoda; Insecta; Lepidoptera; Pyralidae. Gene Ontology annotation, cellular component: SUMO activating enzyme complex; cytoplasm. Gene Ontology annotation, biological process: protein sumoylation.